Messenger RNA from Tinamus guttatus (white-throated tinamou), 2546 nucleotides. The record is from RefSeq and is a predicted model, not a curated record. NCBI's taxonomy places the organism in Eukaryota, Metazoa, Chordata, Aves, Tinamiformes, Tinamidae.
AAGAUCUGCCUGCACUGUAAGUGCUCCCAGGAAGAGCACAUCGUGACCGUUAUGCCUCUGGAGAUGGAGAAGACCGUCACCAAGCUCAUGUUUGACUUCCAGAGGAAUUCGACCUCCGAUGACGACUCCGGCUGUGCCUUGGAAGAGUACGCGUGGGUGCCUCCAGGCCUCAAACCUGAACAGGUGCACCAGUACUACAGCUGCCUCCCCGAGGACAAGGUGCCCUACGUGAACAGCCCCGGCGAGAAGCUGCGCAUUAAGCAGCUCCUGCACCAGCUGCCGCCGCACGACAAUGAGGUUCGCUAUUGCAACUCCUUGGAUGAGGAGGAGAAGAGGGAGCUCAAACUCUUCAGCAAUCAAAGGAAGAGGGAAAACUUAGGGAGAGGCAAUGUCCGACCCUUCCCCGUAACCAUGACCGGAGCCAUCUGUGAGCAGUGCGGGGGCCAGAUCAACGGCGGGGACAUGGCCGUCUUCGCCUCGCGAGCGGGACAUGGCGUUUGCUGGCACCCCCCUUGCUUCAUCUGCAGCGUCUGCAACGAGCUGCUCGUCGACCUGAUCUACUUCUACCAGGACGGGAAGAUCUACUGUGGGAGGCACCACGCCGAAUGCCUCAAGCCCCGGUGUGCGGCGUGUGAUGAGAUCAUUUUUGCUGACGAGUGCACCGAGGCCGAAGGCAGACACUGGCACAUGAAGCACUUCUGCUGUUUCGAAUGCGAGACGGUGCUGGGGGGCCAGCGGUACAUCAUGAAGGACGGCCGGCCGUACUGCUGCAGCUGCUUCGAGUCCCUCUACGCCGAGUACUGCGACACGUGCGCGCAGCACAUCGGCAUCGACCAAGGCCAGAUGACGUACGACGGGCAGCACUGGCACGCCACCGAGACCUGCUUCUGCUGCGCUCAGUGCAAGAAGUCCCUGCUGGGCCGCCCGUUCCUCCCCAAGCAAGGGCAGAUCUUCUGCUCGCGCGCGUGCAGCGUCGGCGACGACCCCAACGGCUCCGACUCGUCGGACUCGGCCUUCCAGAACGCCCGUGCCAAGGAGUCCCGCCGCAGCGCCAAGAUCGGCAAGAACAAGGGCGGCAAGGGCGAGGAGAGCGUGCUGAACGCGUGCGGCCAGCUCCAGGUGACCUCCAACCGCCUCUCCGCGGAUGUGGACCCGCUCUCGCUGCAGAUGGACCUGCUGAGCCUCUCCAGCCAGACGCCCAGCCUCAACAGGGAGCACCUGUGGAGGAGCAGGGAGGAGCUCUACCAUUACGGGAAUAAAAUGGAGCAGAGUCAGUCCCAAAGCCCUCUGCAGCUUCUCGGUCAAUGCAAUAUAAGGACCUCGUACAGCCCCAGCCAGGUGCCAGCCUCCCAGCCAGACUUAUGGGCUAAACAUUUCAGCAACCCCAAGAGAAGUUCCUCGCUGGCGAUGAAGGGGCACAGCAGCAGCUUCAUCCAGGACUGCAGAGAGGACUACUAUUCAGGAAGGCUCCGCUCACAGGAGAGCUACAGCGAUAUGUCCAACCAGAGCUUCCCCGAGACCAGGGGCAGCAUGAAAGUCCCCAAGUACGAAGAGGAGGAGGAGGAGGAAGGCGGGAUGCCCACACAGCAGUGUCGGACCCGGCAUCCCAUCAACGCACUUAAGUUCACGGAGGACCUGACACCCACGGAGCAGACUCCGCGGGGCUCCAUGGAGUCCCUGGCACUUUCCAAUGCCACCGGGCUCUCUGCAGAUGGCGGGGCCAAGCGCCAGGAGCAUCUCUCCCGGUUCUCCAUGCCGGACCUGAGCAAAGACUCCGGCAUGAACGUCUCGGAGAAGCUGAGCACCAUGGGCACGCUGAACUCCUCGGUGCAGUUCCGCAGCGCCGAGUCCGUGCGCAGCCUCCUGUCCGUGCAGCAGUACCCGGACGUGGAGCCCAACCUGCGCAACCUGUACUACGACCGGCUGGCGCGGGGCCGCCCGGCCCGCGAGCGCGCGGCCCACAGGGACCCCUACGGCCAGUGCCCGCGGACCGUGUCGGAUCUCGCCCUGCAGAACCACCUGGGCGAGCGGUGGGGGCCCUACUUCGCCGAGUACGACUGGUGCUCCACGUGCUCCUCCUCCUCCGAGUCCGACAACGAAGGCUAUUUCCUCGGCGAGCCCAUCCCGCAGCCCGCCCGGCUCCGGUACGUGACCAGCGAAGAGCUGCUGCACAAAUACGGCUCCUACAGCGUGCCCAAGUCCUCCACCUUGGGCGGCCGCGGACAGUUGCACAGCCGGAAAAGGCAAAAGAGCAAAAACUGCAUCAUAUCCUAAGGGCAUCCUUGCUGGGCACCUUCAGAGAAUGUAAAUUAAACUCACAAACUUGCACUGUUUUAGAUCAUGUAAGCGCUUUUGUUGUAACAAAAAGACCUGAAGAUUCAGGAUUUGUAAGAAGGUUGUAGACUCGCUUCUAUAAGUAGUCAUAAUCGUGGGCACGGUGAAUAUAUUUUGCACAUCUUAACUUUUGAGGAAAAAAAACAGUUCACUUUAGCCUCUAAUAUUUACCUAGUAGUUUUUCCUCUCUCUCCUGAUUAGUGCCACCCUUU